Pseudopodoces humilis (Tibetan ground-tit) is the source of this 895-nucleotide messenger RNA. Its product is annotated as fibrinogen-like protein 1-like protein. Lineage: Eukaryota; Metazoa; Chordata; Aves; Passeriformes; Paridae. The record is from RefSeq and is a predicted model, not a curated record.
UGGGUUCCUGCUCUCUGCGCAGCUGUGCCGUGAUGGGGCUCCAGGCUGGGACACCCUGGCUCCAGCGGGACCUUGUCCUCCUGCCCACCGUGGUGGCCAUGCUUCUCCUCUGUGCCAGCGCGGGCCCAGCCGCGCCCACUGCCAGCUCCCGGAGUGCCUCAGGGUUCCCCCCGGACUGCAGCCGGCUGCGCAAGAACAGCCCCAGCGGGGUGUACGUCAUCCAGCCCGCCAGGUCCCCGCCGCGCGUCGUCUGGUGCGACAUGGACACCGACGGCAAGGGCUGGACCGUGGUCCAGAGGAACUCCCACGACACCGAGCUCACCUGGAAGCAGUCCUGGACCACCUACAAGUACGGCUUUGGGAAUGUGCACAGCGAUUACUGGCUGGGCACCGAGUACCUGCACCUGCUGACGCAGCAGGGCACCUACAAGGUGCGCUUCGUGGUGCGGGACAAAACCAACGUCACCCACUACGCCGAGUACGACAUCUUCAGGGUGGAGAGCGAGGCCAGCGGGUACCCGCUGAGGCUGGGCCGGCAUUCUGGUGAUGGGGAUGACUACAUGACCCUCUACCACCCCAAGAAGGGGGGAAUUCAUGACAACAUGAAGUUCAGCACGGUCGACAAGGACCAGGACCAGUACAGCGGGAACUGCGCCAAGAGCUACGGGGGGUGGUGGUACAACAGGUGCCAGAACGUCCUGCUCAAUGCCAAAAACUACAUUGUUUGGCCAGGGUUCUGUGAUAAUGGUGACUGCGCAUCCUCCCUCAUCCUGGUCAAACCCACAGAUGUGUGUUGACCGUUCCCAGCCCCCUGGGAGUGAGGGGGUGCCGCCAUCCCCAGCUCAGUGCCCCAUUCCCAUGCCAGUCCCAGUGCACAUCCUGCUCUGCCCACAGC